Molecule: messenger RNA, 1003 nt
Organism: Arachis stenosperma
Lineage: Eukaryota; Viridiplantae; Streptophyta; Magnoliopsida; Fabales; Fabaceae
Product: putative expansin-A17
Exons: 3
Coding region: 34-795 (253 amino acids)
Biological process (GO): plant-type cell wall organization
Cellular component (GO): extracellular region
Source: RefSeq, a predicted model, not a curated record
UAGACAAAUUAAACGGAGAUAUAUAUAGAGAGAAUGAAAACAUUCUCCUUUUUAUUAUUGUGUUUGGUGUUAUUCAUUGCACAACAUAGAAUUGAAUGUGCACCGUGGCAGAAAGCUCAUGCAACUUUCUAUGGUGGAGCCGAUGCCUCGGGAACAAUGGGUGGUGCAUGUGGCUAUGGGAAUCUGUACACAGACGGUUACGGUACGAAGACGGCGGCUCUGAGUACCGUUCUGUUUAAUGACGGGAAGGCAUGCGGCGGUUGCUAUCAGAUAGUUUGUGAUGCAAGCCAAGUGCCGCAAUGGUGCCUUAAGGGCACUUUCAUCACAGUUACUGCCACAAACUUUUGUCCUCCAAACUAUGCACUCCCUAAUGACAAUGGCGGUUGGUGUAAUCCUCCAAGACCACACUUCGACAUGUCUCAACCUUCCUUUCUAACCAUCGCCAAAUACAAGGCCGGCAUCGUACCCAUACUGUAUAGAAAAGUUGGGUGCAGAAGGAGUGGAGGAAUAAGAUUUAGCAUCAAUGGAAGGGAUUAUUUCGAAUUAGUGACGAUAAGCAAUGUAGGUGGAGUUGGGGAGAUAGGGCAAGUGUGGGUAAAAGGGUCAAAGAAGAAUGUUUGGGAAGCAAUGAGCAGGAACUGGGGUGUUAACUGGCAAAGUUUAAGCUAUCUCAAUGGACAGAGCUUGUCCUUCACAGUUCAACUCACCAAUGGAAGAACCCUCACUGCUUAUAACGUAGCACCCUCCAAUUGGAAAUUUGGCCAAUCUUUCACCUCUAAUGUUCAGUUCAACUAAUUAAUCACUAUACAUAUCCACAUGUAUCCAUCCAAAUAGGCUCAACAAUUCAAACAUUGUGUGCAGUAUUUGAUGACUAUAACAGCUAUAUAGCAAAUCUUGUCACUCAAGAAAGGCAUAUGAUAAGAGUAUUAUAUUUUGACCUGUUCAGCGAUAAGUGUUUGUGAUGUAAUCAUAUUACCGUGGUAAUUUAUCAAGUCUAUUAAAA